AUGCUUGCGCGACUGAGCGAAAAGGUGCAAGACGUCCUCAAUCUCAGAGAGUCUCCGAUUAUUCUCUGGGCAGAUUCGUCGGUAGCUCUUACCUGGGUCUCUUCCCACCCGGCAAAGUGGAAGAAUUACGUUCGCAAUCGGGUGACAGCCGUCCAAGAACUGCUGCCCACCGCCACCUGGCGCUUCGUGCCAGGGAAGGAAAAUCCCGCAGAUUGCGCAACAAGAGGACUAAGCGCGCAGGAGAUUGAAAACCAUUCACUCUGGUGGCGCGGGCCACCGUGGUUAAGUCAAACAACUACCGAAUGGCCGAAAUGGAGUGAGAGGAAAUCAUCUAACGUCGACAUGGAGGAGAAGCCGAAUCACGCUCUAACCUCUCGUUGCGAUGAUCAAGAACCUCCCUGGGAUCUCUUAACGAAAUACUCAUCGCUCACAACACUAUUACGAGUGACUGCGACUUGCAAGCGCGCCGUUAGGCGUUUUAGGCAACUUCCAGCAGAAUCGAUUUCAGAGCAUCUUACUCCGGCUGAACUGCACGAGAGCUCUCUAUUUUGGGCCUUCCACGUUCAGCAGUACUAUUUUCAACACGAACGGAGAGUCAUAGCGAAGGGAGGACGCUUAUCAAAAUCAAGCCCUAUCUUAAAACUCACUCCAUUCCUGGAUGAGUCCGGACUCAUGAGAGUGGGCGGGCGACUUCAAAACUCACAAUUACCAGCCGACGUGAAACACCCGAUCAUACUACCUCGCCAAUCUCCGCUCACCUCUCUAAUCAUCUCGGAUGCUCAUAAGAGGACCUUACACGGUGGAACUCAAGUGACGCUGGCUUACGUUCGCCAAAAGUAUUGGAUCAUCGGGGGACGAACACCAGUCCGAUCCUUUAUUUUAAAAUGCGUCACAUGUGCUCGAUACCGACAAAAUCGAGCUCGACAGCUGAUGGGUCAGCUCCCAAAAUCAAGAGUCACUCCUUCCCGUCCAUUUCUGGUUUCAGGAGUUGAUUAUGCUGGACCCAUAAGUAUAAAAACUUGGCGAGGGCGGGCGGCCAAAAUAUACAAGGGAUACCUGGCGAUCUUCGUGUGCUUCUCCACCUCCGCUGUCCACAUCGAAGUGGUAACAGAUUAA
Molecule: messenger RNA, 1116 nt
Organism: Vollenhovia emeryi
Lineage: Eukaryota; Metazoa; Arthropoda; Insecta; Hymenoptera; Formicidae
Exons: 1
Coding region: 1-1116 (371 amino acids)
Source: RefSeq, a predicted model, not a curated record